UUUUUGCUCUAGGAAAAUCACCUCACGAAUUACAUGGAACGUACUCCGUGGGAAUGCCUUACCGACAAGCACGUCCUAGUUCAUGCACCAUCGCUACGAAAUUUUGCGAAAUGAAUUUCCAGUCGCCAGAAAUUUUGCGAAGGAGAAAUGAACUUCCAGUCGCAAGACCGGUGUAUUGUAAAUUCGCCCUGUUGCUCCCUCUUGGCUUCAUCACGUCACACGUUGUCUUUACGCGCCUAAAUGUUUAUUCACGUACACAACUGACAGAAUAUACAAAAGAGACAAAUAUUUUUAUAAGAGUUGGUUUCGCAAAGCGUUCUAAAUAAAAAAAACGAAACGUGUCGUCUCGAGUAGUGGAAGUAGCAGUGGUGUGGAACAAACUUCCAGUUAAAUGAAUAAUUAGGGUUCAGAGAAUGUAUCAACAAUAAAGCAAGAGUCUUUGUCAAGUGUGCACGAAAGUCAGAGACUUGCAAUAUGGGUAUCACUGGCUUACUCCCAUUUUUGGAAAAGAAAACUGCAAAAAAAGUGUCCCUCCAGGAUUUCUCUGGGGGGACAGCUGCUGUUGAUACUUAUUGUUGGUUGCACAAGGGUGUUUAUACUUGUGCUGAUAAAUUGGCAAUGGGAGUGAAGACUGAUGGAUAUGUCACUUACUGUAUGAAUUACGUUACCCUGUUAUUAAAAUUCAAAAUAAAACCUAUUUUGGUAUUUGAUGGCCGCCACUUGCCCGCUAAAGCUGAAACUGAGCUUAAACGAAGAGAACAGAGAGAUGCAAACCGCAAGCGAGCUACAGAGCUGAUGAAGAUGGGUGAAGUUGAGCAAGGAAAAACCCUAUUGAAACGAGCAAUUGACGUGAGCCAUGAAAUGGCUUUAAAUGUAAUCAAGAAAUGUCAGGAAUUGAACAUCGACUGCAUCGUAGCCCCUUACGAAGCUGAUGCACAAUUGGCGUACCUGAAUAUCUCUGGAAUAGCUGAUUUUGUCAUAACAGAGGAUAGUGAUCUCACCCUCUUCGGUUGCAAGAAAAUUCUCUUCAAAAUGGAUAAAUUUGGGUGCGGCACACUAGUGGAGCAAGACCGCCUGUACCUCUCGAUGGGCCUUCGUCAGGAUGACUUCAGCAUUGAUAAAUUUCGUCACAUGUGCAUUCUGUCAGGUUGUGACUAUCUCUCAUCUCUUCCAGGCGUUGGUCUUGCGAAAGCUCUGAAAUUCGCCCAACGAAACAACGACGAAGACAUCUACAAUGCCCUGGGUCGUCUAAGUACAUAUAUCAAUAAAAACGUUGUCAUCACCAAAGAAUAUCGUGAGGCAUUCGUAAGAGCAUUGGUGACUUUCAAACAUCAGUUGGUUUACUGUCCCUUGCGCAGAAAACAAGUGCGACUGAGUGCAGUACCUCCAGAGGUGACUCCAGAACAACUUAUUCAUGCUGGAGAGCCCGUGGACGAGGAUUUGGCUUAUCAACUAGCUCUCGGCAACUGCAAUCCCUUUGGAUUCAAGAAAGUCAAUGAUUUCGAUCCUGAUCAUCGAUUGCCUCCAAAAAAGAAGACAAAUGGCUGGCUUGAGACCCCUUCUGCGAAGCAUUCGAGCAUCUGGUCCAAGAAUUUCAAGGUAAGAACUCCUGUAAUAGAACCUGCGCCUUCUGAAGCCACCAACUGGCCAGAUACAGUUGGCAAGAGUGUCAUGAUGGACACCAAGAGUGUUAGGAGAAAGAUCAGCCCUUCUAAGCAGCGAAUAAAUUCGAAAAGUUCAUGCUCUAGUCCUGUAAAACGAUCCUCUGAGCAUUUGGAUAGAGAAUUAAGCAAGGAAGAUUUAUUCAAACUGUAUGGAAACACCAAAAUGAUGAAGAGUAGUGAGAAAGAACCGGACCAGGAGGAAGAGAAGAGUGAGAACGAUGACAACUUCUCAACACCCACAGCUUCACCGAGAAAAUUCAAUCCGUUUUUAAAGAAGUCAGCAGGCACGGAAACCUCCCCAUCGUUAGUUCCACGAGGUCGAAGACGUCCUAAACACACUAUUAUUGCUCUUCACCCCACAAUUGUGGAUGAAACAGUUGUCACUGCGAGUAAAUUUUUUUCUGGACCGGGCAUCAGUGGGGAACAUAAAGAAGAUGUGAUAAUCCCAGAGACUCAGGAGGAAUUAAUAUCUCCGGUUUUACGGCUGAAUGUUGAGAGGAAAUAUAUCAGGAGAAGUAUCAUCAUUCCAGAGACUCAGGAGGAGAUCAUUUCUCGCAAUUCAGAGGCUGAAAGAUUUCAGAAUCAUGUGAUAAUACCAGAGACUAUCUACACUGAAAUUAAUGACGAGAUGGUGUCUUCGCAAGUCCUGGAAGUCACAGAAAAGAUAAAGGAAAAUGUGAUAAUUGCAGAGAUGAGGGGCGAGAAUGAACCGUUGAAGAAUAAUUUAGGCCGCGAAGAGGUGAGAAGAAGAGGCGAUGAUUACCGAACCCCUAGGAAUAGUAUCGAUGGAGCGAAAGUCAAUGUGAUAAUCCCAGAGAGCCCUGAGGACGAAGAAGAGCUACCUUGCAGUCAAGGUUCUUGCAAGGAGAAUGAUGAUAAUGUAAAUGUUUUGGUGAAGGAGAUAGUCCAGCCUUCGGAGAAAAAUUCUAUAUCGAGGACAGACUCCGGUGUUGACAUGAAGGAGGAUACGACUGAAAAGAACAUCAGCCCGGACUGUUCUUCCUCAGAGUUCGCUGCUAAUUUUGCAAUAGCUGAGACGAGAACGUCAGGAUUGAACAUUAUGAUCAAGAAAUACGGUUUGAAGAGUCCCGCUGAAAAAAAUAACCGGGCUCCAAGUCCUGAUGACUUCGAGCUCUUCAGGACUACUGAGCCGGUCAAUAAUCUGAGGAGCAAUUUUUUCAAUGGAUCGAAUACCAAAAGCCGGGAUAGUACGACGCAUUUUUUGAAUCGUAGAGUCAACUCGCAGAGUAAAAUGAACUCACAGAGUAGUAAAUCGAAAGGCGCGAGGCGUUUACAAGCGUCAAAGAAACUACCUUCGGUUGACUCUCAGCAGAGUUUACUGAAUAUGUAUGGAUUUCGAAAGAAAGAUACUGUUACACGCUGAUCUGGUCAGAAUUUUACGAGAGAUAGCUGGUUCUGUCUUCAGACAAUUGAAAGAAACAGAAUCGUGGAAGGUACAAAUGGAAUGAGAAGGUUAUUGCAAAGUAUUUUUUUUACAAUUAUUGUUUAUUCGGAAAAUACCUUUUUCUGUGAUAACAUUACAUCGACGGCAUCACAUUUAUGUUGAAGCCAAUUAUUACUCAAGGGAAUGGCUAUCCAUUCCAUUAUUACAUUUUCUUCCGAUAAUUGUAGAAACUUUUGGUAUUGAAUUAUUCCACGUGAAUUAUUAUUUUGGGGAUUAUUAAUAUUGAUACUCUAUUUCAAGACUGGUGCAGUCCAUGACUCAAGGAAUACGCGAACAAACGAAAAAAAACUGCCAAUUGCAUUUUUUAGUGGAAGAGUGUAGUUCCUCUGUAUAAGCAGAAUUUAAUGAUUUCUCAUGAUCGAACUUCAUAAAUUUUAUGUACAAAUUCAUUAUUUAAUUUUCACAUUCCAAUUUAUUUGUUUUCAUCGAUCGAUGGGCAGUUCAUUAUGUAUCUACGAUUUUGAUAAGAGUUUUUUCAUAAAGAUAUUGUUACAAAUUAUGCUGACUGGUUGUUUUAUUCAUGCAGUUGGUGUCCGUCGUAUGUAAAGACCCUUGAUUAUACCAUGAACUCGACCCAGAUACUCAACUGUUCCUAAUAAAACAAAGACAAAGAUCUUUUGAUUCUUUGAAAAUUUCAUUUGUCAUCACUUAUGGGUAAAAGGAAUUUCUGCCACGUUCUGGCUAAGGCCAGAUAGCUGGUGUGAAUGUACUAAAGAAUUACCAUGUGCCACAUAUAGAAUUGACAGUGCAAGUAUUAGUUGAAUAUCAUGUAAAAAUACAGAAUAUGAGUGAUACUCACCUAACACAGAGGAAGCUUCCAACCAGGAGGACACCCUUGUCCAUUCAUAGGUACAGGUGUUCCCUGGGCUAAGGAAAUACAUCCGAUGCCAAUAGCAAUCACGAAGAAGGAUAUUUUCAGGAAAGACAUAUCGCAGCUGCAGAAAUAAAAUUGCACGAAUAAAAGGAAAUAUUUCCACUGUUGAAGUUGUUAUGAUUUCUCCUGGCUCGUACUCGAGCUUAUAUAGAUCCGAAUGAGAGACUAUUAGCGCUGUCAAUUUUAAACAUACGAUGACAUGAGUUCCCGAUAACUUAUUAAUACAUGAAAAUACUAUAUCAACAUGACAGUGACUAUGAAAAAAAAUGUUAGAGGUGCCACGACACUACUUGUCAGGGAGAAUAAAGGCUCCAUUAAUAAGACCAUUAGACUCAUAACGAGGACACUUGCCUAAUUCCCAUAAUGAAACAUUCCAGCUUCAUAAUUGAGUUGAAAAAAUGGUUCUACGUUUUGUACAAUUUUCCAAUCGUUGAAGAAAAAUUGCCGAACGACUUAAUGUUUUGACAUCAGUGAUUUAUCCGAUGGACAGUUUCACACUCUCAGCUGGGCAAUUAAAAAGAUAUGACUCACCCAUGCCCCCCGCCCCCUUCCGUCAUAGAGAAACGUAUUAUUUUUUCAUAUCCAAAUGAAUUGAACAUUUAAUUUUUUUGAUACAGUUGCUUCAUUAUGAAAAGCGCUUACAUUUCUGGCCAGUAUUACAAUUAAUUAUUCGAAUCAGGCGUUACUCUUGACGCGGGCAUUUCGCAAAAAAUUUUAUUAAUAAAUUCAUCAAUUGUCCAACUAGGGUUGAUGACUGAACUAUUGCUAUAACUUUGGCGCGUUUGUUAUUGACGCGUUUGUUCUUGACAAAUUACCGACACGUGUUAUCGUAUGUUUAGCGAUACAUAUUUAGCGAUGACUCCGAGCAAUUGGGUCAAUAUAAAUCGAAGUGCGACUCCGGGAAAAAUAUUUCGAACUUCAGCGUUGGAAGUAUAACAUCAAAGAUGUACAAUUUUGUUUGUAACGCUGAGUUUGGCUCUCCGAAAGAGCAUGGGUGUCGACCACCCUGGAAGUUUCCUUUGUGUUGAUUUAAAAAAGAUGCCAACGAGAUGUUCAAAAAAAUCGGGGAUCUUGCCAAUGAGACGAUGAAGGGAAAGCAGAAGGCCUUGAAGGACAAGAUUGAUGCUGCACUGGACUUUAAAAAGGCCGCGUUGAAGAGUGUCGUACAAACGGUGGAUACAAAGAAAGCUAUCAUUAAAGAAGGUUUCAAAUUUAAAAAAGGAAUGAUCGGCGUAUUUGUCGACAAGGAUGGCAAGGAGGACAUGCGUCUGCCUGACGAUGAUGCCGAACCUGUGCCCGCUAUCAGCGAACUUAAAGAAUCUGAUGAAUUAUAUUACCAAUAAAUUACUCGUCAGUUGCACCGACAUGGACUCUGUCAUAGAAAUACGUUUGAUUGAUUUACUGUGAUAAUAAAAGAAAAUUGAACGAUA
Messenger RNA from Diachasmimorpha longicaudata, 5433 nucleotides. It is a transcript of the gene tos, whose product is annotated as exonuclease 1. Bases 475 to 3048 code for a protein of 857 amino acids. Gene Ontology annotation, biological process: DNA recombination; mismatch repair. The transcript is spliced from 4 exons. Gene Ontology annotation, molecular function: DNA binding; 5'-3' DNA exonuclease activity; metal ion binding. NCBI's taxonomy places the organism in Eukaryota, Metazoa, Arthropoda, Insecta, Hymenoptera, Braconidae. The record is from RefSeq and is a predicted model, not a curated record. Gene Ontology annotation, cellular component: nucleus.